Messenger RNA from Ctenopharyngodon idella (grass carp), 4661 nucleotides. RefSeq names its product adhesion G protein-coupled receptor G4a (gene adgrg4a). Bases 1032 to 4646 code for a protein of 1204 amino acids. The transcript has 27 exons. Gene Ontology annotation, biological process: cell surface receptor signaling pathway; adenylate cyclase-activating G protein-coupled receptor signaling pathway. NCBI's taxonomy places the organism in Eukaryota, Metazoa, Chordata, Actinopteri, Cypriniformes, Xenocyprididae. Gene Ontology annotation, molecular function: G protein-coupled receptor activity. Gene Ontology annotation, cellular component: membrane. The record is from RefSeq and is a predicted model, not a curated record.
UAUGUUCCAUGUUUUAUAUAUCACAAUAGCAGACACAUUUGAUUUGGAACUAAUAAAAGGAUGAAUAUAGAAUAUUCACAAAAUAUGUAUUCAAAUUAAUAAAUGAAAAUAUCUGUCCAAAUGAGAAUUGUGUAAUUGAGCGUGGAGAGAACUAUGGGUUGCAGAUAGACAGCCACUAUAAAAUCUAAUUAAAUUUGUUUGGUAAGAGCUAUCUGGAAGAACUGAUUCUGAUCUGAAGACCUGAGGAGGAACAUUACCCGAACUGUUUGCUUAAGAUCUAAAACAACUUCCUGUUAAGAUGAUACACACAUUCUGCCCACACAAAUAUAUGCAGAACUGUUCAUGUAAUGAAAACUUAAACAGUUCCUCAUAUGCACUGCCAUGUGCUGUUUUUCGGUGAUUAACUCUUACAGCUUCAAUCAUAUGUUCUGUUUUUACCAUCACUAAGCUUUUACAGAACAAGCUGACACAAAUGCAUUAUACGCCCACCAGUGACCUUAUAUCAGACACAUUCUUCCCAUUUAGCAAGAGUCAUGCCUUUUCUGCAGUAUUUCAUCACACAACUUGCACUAUUAAUCUUUAACUAUAAAUGAGGUGUGUCUUCUCCCACAUUCAUAAGUGAUAAUCAUAAACAGGGUCUUAAAACAAGCAAGCAUCACAAUCAAAAUAAGCAUGCUAGGUCUCAGGUUUGUGAAAGCGUAACAUUGACAGAUUUAUAAAAUGAAAGGGUUAAGUAACUCGUUCAUAAUAAGAUUAACUGGUUCCGGAAACUGUUCCCUAUUGACCCAUGUAUGGAUCCUUUUAUGUUUAUCACUGUCUUUAUGAUUAAUAAAUAACUUAUCAACAAGAGAUUGGGCGUGGAUUUUGUCUCCUGAGGAGAGGUCCUGCGCUGGAUAUAUUUAGAGGACAACAUACCCUCAUUGAGUCAUAUGGUUUUCUAGGUGGAAUUUGUUGGUUUUCCAUCGUUUACUUUGUUUUGUUAAUACUGAAGUGUUUUUCCAUUCUAGAGACAUGUCAUAAGACAAGAUAUCAUGCAUACAUUUAAGAAAUACCUGCCUGUGACUAUUUACAUAUGGAUUUUUGGCUCCUCUCUCAUAUGUUCAGGCUCGAGCCUAUGGGGGAAGAAGAUGGUCUUUUCAACCCAAUGUGUUUGGCAGCUGAAUAAAAAUGUUAUCAUCCCACCUUUAGAGGAACUGAGUGUUUGUGUCAACCUCAUGAAAAAGUAUAUUACUUAUGAAUGGACUGCUUUUGACUACAAAGGUCCAGGGCAACAGCACAUGGAGCUUGGCUUGGCUGGAAAUGGUGGAAAUUUAAAAGCCUCCCUUUUUGGAAAAGAAUGGAUAGUUGCAUAUGACCUUCACAUAAACAAUUGGUACACAGUUUGUCUGACAUGGUCGAGUCACACUAGGCUUUUCCAGAUGAUUGUUAAUCAAGCCAUUUUCGAAUUUCAUUUGAAUGAAACAUCACCCAGGUUCCUUGCCGCAAAUGGUACCUUGACUUUGGGAGUGUCACAUAGCUUUGUUGGAGGUGCUAUUGUAUUUGAGACCGGGAAAAACUUCCUUGGAGAUAUGUCCUUGUUCCGAAUGUGGGGAGUGCAGCUGAGUCCAUUGCAGCUGGAUGAAUUCAAAUGUGUAGAUGGGAACAUUAUGACUUGGAGAACACAGGACUGGGAUAAUCAGAAGUGCCCAGCAAUAGAGGACAACAGCUUGAAGUGUGUAUCGUCAAAAUAUAAAAUUCAGAUGAACACAUCUAUUACGCAAAAUACCAAUGAUGACAAUGCUGAGAAUGAUGUCCAGGAGAUUGUUCUACACUGGCUAAAGCACAUUUUCCCUUGGAAAAUAUCAGUGCAUUCUAUGUUCCUGUCAAAUUUAAGCCCUCAAACAGAAGCUGGUUUACCUGGACAAAAUAAGGAGAACAUUCAGGAUCAUGGAAUGCCAACAAUCAAGACACAAUGGUUUGAUUGUGUGGUGUUUGUGAAAGUGAUACCUGAAGAUGAUGUGGGUAAAACAGUAUCUGAGAUACAGGGGCUGCUAAUACCCAUCUAUAACUACAGCGAAAACAUCUCCCUGAUAACAAACCCAGAUUCUAUAAACAUCCUCUCAGUAGCUGUAUUACCAAAUGUGACUUUGAAUCCUGCUGUAACUGCACCAGUCUUGUCUCAAACCACAAAGAGUCCCGACAUAGGAAGUGCAAAUAUUACAAUAUCAGUAUCUCGCACAUCAUUACAAACACGGGCCAUGGAAAAUAUCUGUUCAGCCACUUCAGGCUUAACUUCGCACAGAGAUUUUGAAGACAUUUUUUAUAGAGUCUAUCUCAACCUAACAAUGAGUGGCAGUAUCACAGACCCUAAACAGGCUAUACAACAAUGGCUUCAGGAAACACUGCAAAAAUGCAAAAUGGACGUUUUGAAUCUUGUGCUAAAAGGAGCUCCUAAGUACAUCACUACUUUUCAGGUUCAGUCAUCGGCAUCAGUCAAUGCCACAGCAGCAGAGAGGCUAAUUUUUGAACUCUUAACAAAAGGAUACACCAAUGCUACCAUCAGUAUCAGUGUCCCGACUGGAGAAGUCAAAGUCAACCAUAUAGAUCCAGGCCAUUGUCCAGAAGAGUUCAUGCUCACAGUGUAUGGUAUAUACACGUGGCCUGCCAUGACGGCUCAAAGCCAAUAUGACAUGGGGUGUGAGCAAGGGGAUGAAAGUGCUACAAGGUUUUGUAAAUUAAACGGGGCAACUGACAGAGCAGUUUGGGAUCCUCCAGACAUGAGCAAGUGUAUAAGGACAGUAGAUUUUGAUUAUUUGGAAAAUAUCACCGUUACAGCUGACAACUCAGCAGACAUUGUGGACAUGAUUGGGGAUCUGUUAAGGGAACAAAAUGGUCUGAAUGGUGCUCAGCUGCACAUUGUGCUUGAAAAGCUGUCUAAGGUCACUGAGGUUGGAACCUUGACCAAAGACCUAUCCAGCAGCAUUACUAACAUUGUUUCAGAUAUCUGUAAUAUCAAAACUGAUCUCACCCAAGUCACUAACAAAAUUCUUUAUAUUACAGACCUUAUGGGAGACAGGACGGUGUUCACAGGAGAUGCUCAUAACAUGACAGCACCUUCAUUAGCACUGCAGCUGAUCAAUCCUGACACCUCUCAGUUCCACGGCCUCACAUUUGAAGUGUCCUCCAUACAGAAUGAUAGCAUCCCUGAGAUAUUUUAUGAUGAGAACUUUACAGAGCAUCCAGACACAGGAACUUUAGCUUUCAUAUCCUUACCUCCGGCAAUUGAAAGCUUUUUCCCAAACAAUGGAGCCAGGCCUCGGGUUCAGUUCCAUUUUUAUGGCAAAGAAAAAUUCUUUGAGGACCCUACAAUCAACAUGGCGCUGAACUCUUAUGUGGUGUCUGCCAGUGUCACCAAUGCCACAGUGAGCCACCUUGAGAUCCCAGUGAUGGUCACUCUCCGCCAUCUCGAAAACAAAGAGGACCAGGACACUGCCAAGUGUGUCUACUGGGACUUCAACAAAAACAAUGAGAAAGGUGGAUGGAACAAUACAGGAUGUGAGACAAUGAAGUCUAAUGCCACUCAUACGUCCUGUUCCUGUGAUCACCUCACACAUUUUGGAGUUCUUCUUGAUAUCUCUAAAACUCCAAUAAACCCGAAAGAUGAAAGGAUUCUGACUGUCAUCUCAUACCUGGGCAGUGGCAUAUCCUCCAUCUUUCUUGGAGUCACACUUUUGACCUAUUUGUCCUUUGAGAAACUGAGGCGAGACUACCCUUCGAAGAUCCUUAUUAACCUCUCCGUGGCCUUGCUAGGGUUGAACAUGUUGUUCCUGGUGAACUCCUGGUUUGCCUCUUUUAACAGCAAUGCCCUUUGCAUUACUGUAGCCGCCUUUCUACAUUACUUCUUUCUGGCUACCUUUACUUGGAUGGGACUGGGUGCAAUCAACAUGUAUCUGGCCUUGGUCAAGGUCUUUAAUUCAUAUGUGCCAUCAUACAUCCUCAAAUUCUGUGCUCUUGGAUGGGGUUUACCUCUGCUGGUUGUAAGUUUAGUGCUUGCCAUUGAUGUAAAUUCAUAUGGUGCUGGCCUCUCCAGAGCACCUCUCCAAGAAGAACCCACUGCAUUUUGCUGGUUAAGGAAUGAUGUGACCUUUUAUGUGACGGUGGUUUCGUUUGUGACCCUGAUCAUGGUCUGUAAUAUCUGCAUGUUUGCCGUGGUGCUGGUACAGAUCCGUAAAAUGCAUGUCAAUAAGCCCGCCAGCAACAGAAAAGGGUUUCUGCAUGACCUGCGAGUGGUGGCCAGCCUCACCUUCCUGCUGGGACUUACCUGGACGCUAGCCUUUGUAGCCUGGGGUCCAGCCAAAACACCCCUGCUGUACCUGUUCUCCCUCCUCAACAGUCUUCAAGGUUUCUUUAUCUUCCUGUUUUAUUGUCUGAUGAAAGACAACGUAAGGAAGCAGUGGAGGAUACAUCUCUGCUGUGGAAGAUUCAGACGGAAUGAAUACUCAGACUGGAGUCGUUCUGUGACGGCGGGGGCCAAAGCGAAAGAUGGUCAACACGUCUCCUCACCAUCCAUGAAGUCUGAGACUACCAGUGAAAGGAAGAUCUCUGAUACCUCAAACUCAGGGGCCAGUCAUGAUGGUGUCUUUCUCACACAGGACAGAAAACAAUAAAUAAGGGAAGAUGAA